Molecule: messenger RNA, 2254 nt
Organism: Rhipicephalus microplus (southern cattle tick)
Lineage: Eukaryota; Metazoa; Arthropoda; Arachnida; Ixodida; Ixodidae
Product: dehydrogenase/reductase SDR family member 12
Source: RefSeq, a predicted model, not a curated record
CGUCUGCUGUUGGACGGACGGUGGUUCGAAGAUAUGCAUCUCGCGAGACAAGCGUAGUUUGCUGCGUUUCUGCUCUCGUUGUUCAGCAUUGACGUAUCUUAAUCGCAAGUUAAUUGCAGUAAACUAUGACGUCUUUCUACAGAAACGUAUUCUGGUUUGCGAAGGGCAUGAAAGAGUACAGCAGGAGCGGGUUUCGAGCUGCCUGCCGAUCUUUCAACCUCCCCGACUUAGACGUCGAUUGUACCGGUAAAGUUUUCAUGAUUACCGGCGCCACGGGCACGCUUGGAAGGGUUGUUGCUAUCCAACUUGCACAGAGAGGUGGCACAGUGCACCUUGUCUGCAAAGAUGAAGAGAAGGCAGAAGCUUUGAAGACAACAAUCGCUGACAUAACGGAAAAUGGGGAAUCUGCUGUUGUGCACAUCUUGGAUAUGUCUCGUCCCCAGGAUGUCCUCAAUUUUGCCAAGAAAUUUAAUUUAAAAUAUGGAAUCUUGCAUGUAUUGGUUAAUUGCGCUUCGACAAUGACACAGAACCGAGAAAUCGGGGAGGACGGGCUUGAAAAAACCUUCGCCACGAACACACUUGGUGUCCACAUCCUGAUUACCAACCUGAUUCCUAUGUUGAACCGGAGCUGUGAGCCACGUGUGGUGCUGGUCACCUGUGGUACCCUACUGAUGCAGCGGCUGGACCCUGUGGACCUUCAGUUUGAGUGCAUGUUCCCCUUCAAUGGGUUGACAGCCUUCACACAGACCAAGCGGCACCAGGCUGUGUUGGUGGAACACUAUGCCGAGUCUUUCCCAGGCAUCCACUUCUCAGCCAUGCAUCCUGGCUGGCUUGAACCCAAAGUGGUGAAGGACGCUGUUCCAAAACUGCUGAGAAACGUGUCUGUGCGGUGCCGUUCUGUAGAAGAAGCAGCCGACACAAUUUUGUGGCUAGCCAUCUCACAGGCGGCUCUCAAGCACUCAAGUGGCAUGUUCUUUCAAGAUAGGAAGACAACUUGCCCACACAUUCCCUUUGGCAAGACGAAGACAAGCCUGGAUGACGAAAAGUUCUUUAUGAGGAACUUGGAGGACUUUGUUAACAAGCUGGCGCUCUCAUAGCCACUAUUCCAUAAGCAGCAGCAAAAAGCGAUACGCCUCUGAGCGCUUUGGCAGCUUUGAUGCCAGUCUUACUUAGCCACACUAUCAUGUACUCAAGGAUGCCUCUGGCUAGAGUCUGUUGCAGAAUGCUUCUACAUAUGUGCAGUUUUCAUGUCCCAAAAGUCCAUGUACCUGGUGUAAUGUGUUGAAAUUUUUAUGCAUUUUGUGCAAGUUUUCAUUGCUUUCAGAGCUGCUUGUCCAUGCAAUUUCCCUGAUCGUUGUCUGUAUUCAAGAGGUAAAACUACAUAUGUAAUCCAAGAAAAAAACAUUUUAUAAUUCCUCAUGGAAGCAGUCAAAGUGAUAGCAAAUAUGCCAGUGUUUCCACCUGUUGUACACUUGUAUGCAAAAAAUAUUUUGUUUAUAUAAUUUCAUAUACUUUUUUCCCCUCUAUGCAGUUCUGCUAAAAAUGAGCUGCUGUGUUCAUAUUAUUCUAUAAAAGUAUUGUACUCAGAACUGUUCAGUGAGUAUAUCAAGAUGCUACGUGAGCAGCUACUUUAAUCACAGCUGUGUUCAAUAUCUUUCUUUAAAACAGCAAAUUAUUUGAAUGCUCAGAGUAUUUAUAGACGUAUUUAUGUACUGGUGACAAAGCCCACUAUUUGUGAUGUUACGUUUGCAUAGGCUACAGUUUGAAUGUGUCGAAGUCAGUGGGUGCAUGUUGAUGCCCACAAAUGAGCUGCUGCUAUGUGUAUGAUUUUCUCUCUUAAACUCUGGUCACAACAAUAUUUCUUUUUCUAGAAAAAAAAUGCAUUGUUACCACUGGACUCUGCAGUCCUUACGAACUGCAAUGAAGACGUGGAAUUUCUGUGUAAACCUGAGCUGUAUGACAAUGCACAAAUGAGAUUCCUUGUUGCAACAUGUGACAUAUUUUUGUACGACACUGGUUUCCCGCAGCUUGCUUCCAGUCAAUGAUGCCAGUGUGAACUCUUUCGUAGUCAUCACAACUAUAGAAAGACGAUGAAACAAUGAGCCAACUUAAUCUGGCUCUGGCAAACUGGCAGCACUUAGUAUGCAAGAUGCAACCAGUGUUGAAAGUGUGAGUAAAUGGUUGUCUGAAAUGCCUUUUGUACUUGAUGAAGUUUGUAUUUAGUAGUGAAUAAAAUAAAGUGAUACGAAUGUUA